Cheilinus undulatus (humphead wrasse) is the source of this 6907-nucleotide messenger RNA. RefSeq names its product matrix metalloproteinase-15-like. Gene Ontology annotation, molecular function: zinc ion binding; metalloendopeptidase activity. Gene Ontology annotation, biological process: collagen catabolic process; proteolysis; extracellular matrix organization. The transcript has 10 exons. The coding region runs from base 693 to 2873 and encodes 726 amino acids. Gene Ontology annotation, cellular component: extracellular matrix. NCBI's taxonomy places the organism in Eukaryota, Metazoa, Chordata, Actinopteri, Labriformes, Labridae. The record is from RefSeq and is a predicted model, not a curated record.
CUUCAUGUGUAAUGGGUGCAAAUCUUUUGUCAGAUCCAUUAGUGUUUGCUGGUGAUCUCAGGAAUAUUAACAACACGUUUGCCUCCUCGGUUGAAGCUGAUCGGGUAUUUUUCCCGCAGCGGUUCUGGUGAAAUCUGGUAAAAUCCGGUUGCUUUGCACCUGAGUGCUGAAGUGUUUUUCGUGCAGCAAGUUCAGAAACUUUAGAGGGACUUUCUAUGUGCUGAUUCGUGGCUCUGGUGUUUGUGUAUGCAGGAACUGAAAGAGGAUUUGUUGUAGGACUUGUUGCUUUCUGAUCAGCCAUUGUAGGCGACGGAAAGUGGGAAGGUCCAGUUCAUUCGCCUGCAGGCUUCUCUGUUCUCUGUGCAUGAAGGACACAGCUCUAUGAAUUCUGGACGAGCCAUGAGGCUGCCGGUCACAUCGGACUGUCUGCAACCACGGCUGGAUUAAUAUCUGGCUUUUUGAUUCCCCUGGGUUCUGAAGGCAGCUGAUAUUUCUGCCUAAAGUACUUUUCUUCAAGGUUGCUGUCAAAGCUCGCAAAAUGAAAAGAUAGCUCACUUGUUGCGGAGUUUUGGUAUCAAUGCAAGCGUAAAAUUCACUGCUGCUUGUCCUGGAUUCCUGCCGACCUGAGGAGCUUGUUUUCUGUCCAUUCAUCUUCAUCUUUCCACAAGUCUGAGCUCUGAUCUAAAGACCACAUGAUGAUGAGGAUGGCACCUAAACAAACGUGGGCCCUGAUCAUCCUCACUUUAUCCUCCUUAUUCUCCCUGUGCAGCACAGCAGCUGAUGUGAUGGAGGAGGAAGAAAGCUUCAGUGGAGAGGCAUGGCUCCGUAAAUACGGCUACCUGUCUCAGGCGAGCAGACAGAUGUCCACCAUGCAGUCGGCUCAGAUUCUGUCCAAAGCCAUCAGCGACAUGCAGCGAUUCUACGGCCUCCCGGUGACCGGAGAGAUGGAUCCUGCUACUCUCACAGCCAUGCGACGGCCGCGCUGUGGCCUCCCAGACAGAAAAGCAUCAGAGAUUGAAGAAGGUACGAGGAAGAAACGCUACGCUCUGACCGGACAGCAGUGGAACAAAGACCACGUCACUUACAGCAUUAUGGACCAGCAGAUCCCCUCCUCUUUAGGCGCGGAGCAGACAUUUGAUGCGAUUCGUCGGGCCUUUGAGGUGUGGAGGAGGGUCACUCCACUCACCUUUGAGGAGUUACCUGCUGAAAACAACAUCAGUCUCAACAGCAGUCAGUCAGACCUCGCAGACAUCCUGCUGUUGUUUGCCUCUGGUUUCCAUGGUGACAUGUCUCUUUUUGAUGGCGAGGGGGGGUCGCUCGCUCAUGCCUACUAUCCUGGACCAGGAAUAGGAGGAGAUACACACUUUGAUGCUGAUGAGCCCUGGACUCUGGACAACCAAAAUCCUCAGGGUGUGGACCUCUUCCUGGUGGCGGUCCAUGAGCUCGGCCAUGCUUUGGGUUUGGAGCACUCUGAUAAUCCCAGUGCUAUAAUGGCUCCUUUUUAUGAGUGGACUCACACGCACAACUUCUCGCUACACGAGGACGACAUCAGAGGAAUUCAGCACAUAUACGGUCCUCCUCUUCUCACUGAUGCUCCCCCCACUUCACCCCCCAUCCCUGACGAUGAACCUAGUGAAGACUCCCCCACCUCCUCGUCUCCUCCUGAGGUUGAACCCACCUCCCUUUUUCCCACUGAUGCUCCACCCUCCACAACCAACAGCAUCCCACAUCCUCCAGCCUGGCCCGGGACGACUCCCAGCCCUACCUCACCUCCUGUACUUCCCACCGUCAAACCUACCACCUCCCUGCCUGACCCAGAGCCGGUCACCCCGUAUGUUAGAAAGGAUGUCCCCCCUCCACAGCCUCCACCUCGACCUCCUGCUCCACCAAGACCUCCCAAAGUGCCUGACAACCAGGCCCCCGAUAUCUGUGAUGGGAACUUUGACACGGUGACCCUGCUGAGGGGGGAGAUGUUUGUUUUCAAGGGUCGCUGGUUCUGGCGUGUGCGGAGGAACCGGGUCCUGGAUAACUACCCCAUGCCGAUAUCUGUAUUCUGGGUUGGCCUGCCCAGUGACAUCGACGCAGCCUAUGAACGCCACGAUGGCAAAUUUGUCUUCUUCAAAGAUGAUAGAUACUGGGUCUUCAGAGAGGCUGAUGUGCUGCCAGGAUACCCACAGCCCUUACACGAGUAUGGACGGGGAGUUCCUAGUCACAAAAUUGACACAGCGAUUUGGUGGGAGCCAAGCGGAUACACGUACUUUUUCUCUGGAGACAGAUACUGGCGCUUCAAUGAAGAGACCAGGACUUCAGCCAGAGACUAUCCCAAGCCAAACACCAGAUGGGGAAAUAUACCUCACUCACCCAAAGGCGCGUUUCUCAGUGAAGAUGGAGCAUACACCUAUUUCUACAAAGGCACAAACUACUGGAGGUUUGACAACCACAGGACAGAAGCAGACAAAGGCUACCCUCGCUCAAUCCUAAAGGAUUUCAUGGGCUGUGUUGGAGUCCCUGACCCUAAACCCGAUGCAGACCCUGAGCAGGAGCCAAAAGAAAAACCAAUCAACCCUUCAGACCGAGGCAGAGAUGAGCACAAAGAGCCAGACACGGGCAGGGACAAAGACACAAGCACAGAGGAAAACUUGACCUCUAAGCCUGACAGCACAGAGGACGAGGACGAGGACAGAGAGGUGAACGUGGUCGUGACGGUGGCCGACAAUGAAUCAAAGGUCAUGACUCUGGUCAUGGUGUGCGUUCCUCUUGUCCUCAUCUUGUGUAUUCUCGUCUUAAUCUAUGCAAUCCUCAGGACUCUGCAGAACAAGGAGACACCGAGGGCUUUGGUGCACUGCAAGCGUUCGCUGCAGGACUGGGUGUGAAAUUUAGACCAUUCAACGGGUAUCCAUCAUUUGUCUGGUACAGACGUUGGCUUCAAAUGUUUGAUUUGUGGCUCUAUGGAAAGAAGCUUUGACUGAGUACUAAAGUUGAAGAAAGCAGAGAAUGAGUCACUGUUUUUGGCCUCGUUCGCUAUGACACCUUUUAUUGCUCAUGUGAAUGAAUGCAAAAGUGGUAAAGUUUAUGCCUGUGGAGCUGCAGUCUACUGGCCUUCAAGUUUCCCUCCUAUGCCUCCUUUUGUGCCUUCUAAAGUCGGAAAAUACACAUGCUUUUCUUAUUCGUUACAAGAAAAAAAAUGUCAGCCACCUUAUGUGUACUGUAAAGACACACAUUAAUGCUGGGUAAUGUUUCUUUAAAAAGCAUCUUUUUACAUUACAAGAGUUCUGCCAUGUAGAAGUGACUGGUCAUGCUAAAGAGAGAGGAGAAAUGUAUUAUGAAUACCCUUUCAUGACCCAUUAUACUUUGGUUAUAUUGCUCAGACAAAAACAUGUGGUCAACUGCAGGUCUUUCUUGUGGUGCACUGACUCUAUAUCUCUGCACAGCCUAGUUUAUAGCCCUAGAUAACAGAUGCCAUAUAGCCUUUACAGCUCUUGAUUAUCCUCAAAUAUGACAUUGAACUAGGAAGAGACAAACAAUAUCAGUCCCAGCUGUUUCAAUGAAAACAAUACAACAAUGGGAAUAUUUCCACAUAGUAAGUGCUGUCCUCACUAACAUCUCACUAGUUGAAUCUGCUUGUUAUGCUUGCUUACAACUGCAGCUGUACCGUCUGCAGGUUCACAGCUUUAGGUAAGAGAGAAAAUAACAUAUGUGUAAAUAACAUAUGUUUUUUUUCUUUUAUUUGUGGUGACAAAAUCUAAAGGGAAUCAGUGCAUUUUUUUAGUAGCAGAUUACUUGCAUAUGAAAAGUGACAAACUAAAGCAUCACUUGAAUUGCAGACCCGAUCUUUAUGUUACCCAUUGAAACAAACAAACAAAAAAAAGAUCUAACAGAUUAGUUUGUGACACAUUACCCCAGGCAAUGCGUAUUAAACUGUCUGGGCCAGAUCCACUAAAGGAUUGUGCUGCUUUUGCACCUGCUAAAUCUGUGCAAAUUAGAGAAAAAGACAAUGUAAUCCACAAAGCAUGCACAAAGGGGAAAGCUAGACAAACUGCUCUACCAGGCAGACAGAAUCCAGGGUGCAUCUGCCCCAUUUGCAUGCAUGCAUGCAAAUUAGGAAAUAAUCAUGAAUUUGGCACAAAAUUGCUCCAUACCUAUACAAAUAAAACCUUGUUGCAAAUCGCAACUAAUUCACAAAGCUCAGUGCUAAUUACUUAAGACAGAAAAAAUGGUGCUAUGUAACACCUUAAAACUCAUGUAUUAAAUAAAUGCAGUUCUCUAUUUCUCUCCCCUUCUCUCUGCUCUCUCAGUUGCUAGUGUGUUUAUAGGCCUUGGGCCUGCACUACUGUCCCAUUAUGGAGAGACAAUGUUUGAGAACAUGAAAUAUAGUGCUAGUUUAGCUAAGUUGGUAGAGCAGGUGCCCAUACACAGAGGUGAUAUGGGGCAAUAUAGGCGCUGUUUUCAAACAGUAGUCAUCAGCAAAAUAAUUCUAUGCUGGCAUCUGCUAACUCUAAUAUGUUUUCAUGGACAAACAUAUGAGAAAAUGUUAGCAUAAUGGGAGUCUUGCACCAUAAGAAGGGAUGAAAAAAACAUCAGCAUCAGCUAAAUAGCUAAGUUUAACAUCAGUAAUGGUUUUGGGCCCUAACAUUCACAACUGGUGCAUCUGCAGUCUCAGGAUUGUUUCCAAAUCCUGGUGCUAUUUCAGGCAUGUCUCUCUCUUUCCAUAUUUCCUGUCUAUUUUUAGCCCCCCUAUAAAAAUAAAGGCAAAAAGCCUAGAAAGUAAUCUUAAAAACUGAAACGUAUUGUUCAUCAGAUUUAUCAUGAACUGUGGCCAUGCAUGGCCCCAAUCUCCUUUCAGAAAGCAAUAAAUUGUCGAAGAAACACUCCAGCUGACUGUGAGCAGCAGUACUUAUGGGGGUGUUGGUGCAUGUUAUCAUUAAUUUUGCAGAUAUGAUGCAAAAACAGGGCAAGUAGUGGGGGCUAAUUCUGUGCAAAUCCUGUUGCUUUUAGCAGAUGCACUAUUCCUUGUAGAUCUGGCCCUAUGAGCGUCCCUUUUUAUCACUCCUUUAGAUUAGUAGUGGCUGAUUUAUUUGUUCUAUUAAUGCAGACAAAGUCAUUAAUGCACAUACAGUGUACUGAAGCAGAAUACUGCUUUUAGCUAUGAAAACACAUAAAAACAAGCAUUAAUGAGAGAAAAAGUUUUCCAUAUGUCCGACUAUGGUGCCUUAACCAUUCUUGAUUUUUUCCCUUUGUUCAAAGCAUCUUGUUUGCACUUUUUGUUUCUGGUUAUUGUCUUUGUUUUUGCUGAGGUUGCUUGACUGCAUUUUUGUCUGUCUGUGUGAGAGUAUGUUUGUGCAAAGCAAAACCUUUUACCCUAAUUCAGAAGCUCAUCUUCGACCAGCGCAGGAAUGUUAGACAGCUGUGUGUGUCCAUGACCGCCUGUCUCCCACUGAGCCCAUUAUGUCUGCCCUCUCUUUCUCACACACACGCUCAAACAUCACAUGAUUUAAAAAAAAAAAAACCUUAACUGCACUCAUAUGUGCAUGCAUGUGCACGGUUGUGUGCAGUUACCCUUGUCCACAUUUGCAGACGCAUACACUUAAACCUAGAGACCACUUACCCAAACAAAGGCACAUCAAGUUUUUGCACAUAGACAUUUGGGCUCCAGCCUCCCCUCCUCCCACCACAGCCAAGGUAACUGUUCAGACUGCACCACUAAAAUCACAAUCCCAGAGGAGACGUAUUGAUAUACAGCUGCUGCCAAAGCUUAUGUGAAAUACAAGAGCCUGGGGAUUUAUUCACAUUUAACAAGAAGAUUUAAAAACGUUGUGGUUUAUACAAAUUUGAUCCAUGUCAGCUCAACCUGUGAAGAGGAAACUCAUUUCAUGUGAAGAGGAAACUCAUUUCAGUAUCUCUAUCUCCUGUUAUCGCUUCUAAUGCUAAGGCUUAAUUCAGUCAAAUCUUAUUGUAUUGUAAUGGACAUGGGAGAAGCCUGCAGGCUGGAGAGGAAUGGGUCAGGGUCUGGUUUCCAUUAAGCCCACAUGCUGCUGAUUUAGUACAGUCAGGCAUGAAGAGGGGGGAGUGAUGGGAUUUAGGGAAAAAUGAAGAAAAAAAAGUAGGAAAUGGUGGUAGGGCAUGAAGAGAAAUGAGAGAAAUGGAUGAUGAGGGAGAGAAAGAGAGGGUGGGCUCUGCCUGCAUUUCCUUCACACUUUUCUCUGGGAAAGGAGGAGCGACAGCAGGAAAUAGGGGAGGAAGGAGUUUGGGGAGGGGCAGCGCUGGCGUUGUGCCUCCUGACCUAGAUCGGGACUCUGAGUCCGCUCCUUCUUUUCAAGUCAUCUUGUUUUCAUUCUGCCUGUUAUCCUGAGCUGGAGAUGACUUCCUCUGUCACCAACUCCUCUCUUCCUCUUCUUCUUUUCUGUUUAUUUUUCUAUUCUUAGACUUUUGUUUUUGUUUCACAGCUGUCCCUUACCAUACCUCUUUACUCCCAGAUGUAUUCAUUUUCCUCUGCACUCUCCUGUAAAGUUAACUCAAGCAUUAAAAUGUACCGAAUGCAUAGAAACAUCUGCAGAAAGUGACUCAGAAUGGCCGAAUGUCUCCACUGAGCUCAUGACUGUCUGUUUCUGGCAUUAAUAUGCUCUUUGGGUUCAUUUCCUUACAUUGUUACCUUAACAUUUCGUCGUGCCUUUUUCUGUGAAUAAUGGGGGGCAUAUUUUUUUUUUUUUUACUAUAAAUAGCAUGAGGGAAAGUUUAAAAAAUUUCUUGUACUUUUUUAAUUUGUAGCUUUGUAAAUUUGUUUCUGUGGAGAUUUCUGUAACAAUAACAGUAGAUUUUUAUGACAAUCUUGAUGCAUGCAGGGCAUGUUCUGUUAGGCCUGUGCACUCCUCUGUAGAGUACAUUUUCAAAAUCACAAUAAAACUCACAG